Chilo suppressalis (striped riceborer) is the source of this 3209-nucleotide messenger RNA. NCBI's taxonomy places the organism in Eukaryota, Metazoa, Arthropoda, Insecta, Lepidoptera, Crambidae. The record is from the annotation of a GenBank genome assembly.
GAAUUAUUCCGAUCGACACCCGUAAACGACGCUCUUAUUAGAAAUAAUUCGAUUUUUAACAAAAAUGCAUAGGUAAUUUGUGUUUAAUUUACACUGUAAAAUGAAAUAUUGCUGUUUCUUAAAUAAGCGUUCAAAAGAGCUGCGGAAUAUUAUCGUGUGGUCUUAUUUUUGUAAAAAAGUUCAUGGUUCCGUGAAACUAGAGUAUUUUAAUUGCCCUAAAUUAGUGGUUUCAUUGCAAGGAACGCGUGUUGUUGCAGUGUUUACUGGGAAUUUACUCAUGGGUGAGACCGGAGGAAUUUCUAAGUUUGGAUAACGAUGGAGACAGAAUCCGUGAGAUCUGAGCUAAGUAGCCGAUCGCGGCGGAGUUCAAGACACAGAUCUCACACGCAUCGCAGCACCAGAAGUUCAAAGUCGCAAAGGAAAGAUAGUGAUAAUACUAUGGCACCAUUUCAAACCAGUGUUAACAUCAACCCGGAGAUGGGGAGAGAUGGUCAGGAGGUGAUAGAAGUACAAAUAUUGCCUCAAGAUGAAAACUGGGGUGAAAAUACCACUGCAGUGACAGGGAACACUUCUGAAGGAUCCCAGUCAAUGGAGGAUGUUAGUAAUUGGCCCAUGGAGUCUGACAGUGGCAUAGGUUUUGUCUGUUCCAGAUACUUUGGGACCACUAUUGCACUUGGCUUGUCAUUUAUUUCAUUUGUCAGCCCAUUAGCAAUGGUAGUGUUACCUAAAAUAGGAUUCUUCCCUGGUCUAACAGAUAAUAUAGCUAUCCAGCCGAGCCAGCGGAUGCAACUGCUCUCUUGCACUGCAGAAUGUAAAGGCGUACUGCUCUCUUUAGCAUUUAAGUUAGUCUUAUUAGCCAUAGGGGUGUGGGCUGUGUUUUUAAGACCACGAAACGCUAUACUGCCAAGGAUAUUUGUUUUCCGAGCAAUGACUUUGGUCAUACUCGCAGUAUGUAUAUUCUCAUACUGGUUGUUUUACAUAGUGCAGAUUACUGAAGCUUCGAAAGCGCUAGCUGUUGGAGAAGAUGCAAUAGAUUACAAUUCACUAGUUUCAUAUGUGUCUAGUUUUGCUGAUACGUUGCUAUUUAUACAUUAUAUAGCUGUAAUUUUGAUGGAGAUAAGACAUUUAGAGCCAACAUAUUAUAUAAAGAUAGUACGGAGUCCCGAUGGUGAGAGUCGAUCUUACACAAUAGGGCAGUUGAGUAUACAGAGAGCAGCUGUGUGGGUCUUGCAGAAAUAUUAUACAGAGUUUCCAAUAUACAAUCCGUAUUUAGAGAAGAUCUCUAUUUCUAAGUCGCAGAGGAAAGGACAGAGCAGCAUCAAGUUUUAUGAUGUCGAUGGAUCUAAUACUAAUGCACCUUCAGGACAAGCCAGAUCGACGACGGGGUCGUGUACUGGCAGCGCGGGUCGUCGCCGCGACUCGGGCUCCACUCACAACGAGCGCUAUUACGAGGAAGCGGAGCGCGAGAGACGCGUGCGCAAACGUAGGGCUCGCCUGCUCACCGCCACUGAGGACGCCUUCGCGCACGUACGCCGCGUGAGGGUCUCCAGCGCUAACGGUGGGGCACUGGGCCCUCGUGAGGCCGCGCAGGCAGUGUUCCCUUCGUUGGCGCGAGCUCUGCAGAAAUAUCUGCGAGCAACGCGACAACAGCCCAGACACUCUGCAGACUCGGUAUUAGCUCAUCUCGCGCGCUGCUUAUCGCAAGACGCGUCGCCGCGCGCAUUUCUCGAGCCAUUCUUUGUAGAAGGCCCAGUUCUAGCGGCCGACCAGGAAACCAGACCUAUACAACGCUGGUCUCUCAUAUCGGACGAGCUUUUAGCCCGACCAUUGGCACACGGCAUAGAAUUCCAGCUGCGGCAAGGCGACAUAUCACUAAUAUGCUCCAUAAAGCAAAUACCCAAGUUUAGUCUGGCCGAAGAAGUGGUGGAUCCGAAGAGCAACAGAUUUGUGCUAAGGCUGAACUCUGAAACGUCCGUUUGACAGGAAGAAUUUCUAACCCGGGAUGAUCACCGGCUGGUAUGACAUUUGGAUUUUAUCUAGUACGGUUGCCUGAUGCUUUGGCUAAACACAGGUGAUUUAACUAGAGAAUUUUAAUUGUAUUUUGCUAGGGUUUUAUGCUUAAUUGUGUGAGUGAAAUUGUUCAGCGAGCAAUAUUUAAGUUGGGUCAAUCUUAAUACCGAGCUAUCUCUCUCACUACGGGACAUUGGCAAAUAUUCUGUGUAAAACGGUAACAGCCAUAGACAACAAAUAUUAAAAAGUGCAAGUCACUUUAAUUUUACGUAUCUGGAUGUCUGCUGGGGUUUAUAUAAUGAGCAGCUUAUAAGCGCUUAUACAAAAGUAUGUUAACACAUUUUAAUGAAGUGUUGUUUAAGCAAUUAACUCUGUAGGUUCAAGACAUAGUUUAAUACGUUGUUCGUAAUAACGUUAUAGAUUGGCAACAUCGUCGCUACGUGAAAUAAAUCUAAUCUACGUUUUUGACAAAUUCAUAAUUUUGGAAGUAUUACCCUAGGCCCUAGGAUGUAUCUUAUUUAUAGUAAAAUAAAGUUCAGAACAGACAGACAGCCAGAGAUAGUUAAAUUGUGCUGCGAAUAUGAUAGCAACUACAAAAAUCCUACACUUAAAAAACUCAUUUUUGAUAUUAGUGUAGGUUUACUUAUAAGUUGUUUGCAUAAAAAAGUGAAGGUUUUAUUUCAUUAUAAAACAUUUCCGAUUAUGAAUCACAACACAAGUGCAAUCUAACAAUUAAGAAUCUCAAAUUAGGUUAAGCCUUUGGACACGCUAAAGCCAUUCUGACAUUCAAAAAGACUAAACAUGCAUUUAAAGGUUUUGAUACCAUGUUUUUACAAACAUAAAUUUAGAUAUUUUUAUUUGAUAAUGUACAUUUUGUGGCAUAUACAUACGUAAUUACAGAAUUGUAUAAGUAAUAAUAUAUAGUUAAUAAGGAUCUUUUUAUUAAAUGCACAAACAUUUAUUACAAAAUCACUUAGUGGUAGACUGUUACCCCCAUCACGAUAAAGGCCGAAACAGACUUUAGAAACGCGACGCCACUUGACGCGUGUUGAGUCAAAUCAAAUGUAUUAUUGAUGUGUAACAUCUUUCCUCUCGUUUUUGUGCAAUUUGUGGGAGUGAUUACGUGAAAUGGGACGGAAGUGUGUAACAGGAAGUUUGGGAAGCGCGCGCUAUUUGAUUUGAUUUAAGAACAUAAUGUU